Molecule: messenger RNA, 2001 nt
Organism: Danio aesculapii
Lineage: Eukaryota; Metazoa; Chordata; Actinopteri; Cypriniformes; Danionidae
Gene: c5ar1
Product: complement C5a receptor 1
Exons: 2
Coding region: 94-1137 (347 amino acids)
Biological process (GO): inflammatory response; positive regulation of cytosolic calcium ion concentration; phospholipase C-activating G protein-coupled receptor signaling pathway
Cellular component (GO): plasma membrane
Molecular function (GO): complement receptor activity; G protein-coupled receptor activity
Source: RefSeq, a predicted model, not a curated record
UCAUUUCCUGACUAUAAGAGACACAAGCUGAUCUGAAUACCACUGGGGUGGCAGAUCUGCACAGCUGUACAACCUGAAAAUCUGAGAGCAGAAAUGGGGGACAAUUAUUCUGACUGGAAUUUUGGGGAUUUUGAUGAGAACGACACCAUUCCAUUCCCAACUGAUAUAUCGCCGUCCCAUAUUGGUGCCCGACACUGGAUCGCUCUUGUCUGCUACGCCAUUGUGUUCCUGCUGGGCGUCCCGGGUAAUGCCCUGGUUGUGUGGGUGACUGCGUUUCGGAUGCCCAACUCAGUGAAUGCACAGUGGUUUCUAAAUCUGGCUAUCGCUGAUUUUUUGUGCUGCUUGUCACUUCCCAUCCUCAUGGUUCCACUGGCCCAGGACCAGCACUGGCCAUUCGGUGCAUUAGCCUGCAAAUUAUUCAGCGGCAUCUUCUACAUGAUGAUGUACUGCAGUGUUCUCCUCCUGGUUGUGAUCAGUUUAGACCGUUUCAUACUAGUGACCAAACCGGUGUGGUGCCAAAACCACAGGCAACCACGACAGGCCCGCAUCCUAUGUCUUAUCAUUUGGAUCCUCGCUCUUUUGGGUAGUUCUCCUUAUUUUGCUUACAUGGAGAUACAAGAUAACACCGAGUCUAAAACAUUGUGCGCCAGUACCUAUAGCAGCUCGGGUCACGCAUGGGCGAUAACCAUUAUUCGCAGCUUUCUGUUUUUCCUGCUACCCUUUUUAAUCAUCUGCAUCAGCCACUGGAAGGUCUACCAGAUGACGAGUUCUGGACGGAAGAAAAGAGACAAGUCCAGGCGAACGCUGCGUGUGAUCCUGGCGCUGGUGCUCGGGUUUUUCUUAUGCUGGACUCCUCUACACAUUGUGGAUCUUCUGAUGCUGGUGUCAGAUCGACGGUCGGAGAGAUUUGAGGUCAACUUGAAUCUAGCCCAUGUGCUGACGCUGUGUUUGGCGUACAUUAACAGCUGCCUGAACCCACUGCUCUAUGUGUGCCUCGGACGCGGUUUCAAGGAGAAUCUGAUCAGCUCGCUGCGAAGCGUGCUUCACUUCGCAUCCGAGGCACCAACUCAUGGACCCAGCAUGACUACAAAUAGUAAGUCAACCACGGAUGGAACGUUCAGAGAGAAGCCCGUAUGAAAUGGUUAGCCUGGAGGUGUGUAAAUCAUUUCUAGAUCUAUAAAAUGUAUUAUUACAUGAAACAAUAUGAAUAAAAGUCAGUAACAGACAGUGUUGGGGAAAGUUACUUUCAAAAGUAAUGCAUUACAAUAUUGAGUUAUCCCCCCCCCAAUAAAAGCAGUUAGGCCCAACCCCAAUUCUACCCCUUAGCCUUUCCCCUUACCCCUACCCCUUGUUUUGCACAUUCACUUGAAGGGGUUGGGGUGUCCCAAUUCUCUUUAGCUUGAGGGCGUAAGGCUAAGGGAUAGGCUAGAUAGCCCUUGAAACAGAUUUUUCAGGACCACACUGGAAACCAAGAGGUACAAAGACUUCCCAGAAUACACCAUCUACAAAGGCAGUAUGGCUGCACCCGGACGUAAGGAGAUCCACAAAUUAGUAUUUUUUGUCAUUAUUACAAAUUUUUACAACCAACAAGCAUUUGUUUUAAUACAUUCAUAAGCGCGCACGUGUUUUACUUUCAUGUUUUAAAAAAUAAUACAACGCUAAAAUAAAAACCGCUAAAUAUUGCUUUCUAUGAUUACUAAAAUAACUUCUGUCACUCGAUGACGCUCGAAUACCCAGUCAGAAAAAGUUUAGUUGCUGGGAACGAGCUUUUUACGGUGUCUUGUAUAAUGUUAAUGAGGUUUUUGUGUGUUUACAAAGAUGAAUAUGACUCAUAAUGUAAGGCUCUGGUCUACCAUUUUUGUUUCUGUCAGUUCCAGUUGGGGCCGUAUUUUCCUAUUGAGUGCGUGAUUUAACGUGACUAUGUUUAUAUUAAUUCAGCAAUGUAUUUUAAAAAAAAAAACGAAUUAACUAAACUUAAGAGUAACAUGUAUUACAUUUUAA